Messenger RNA from Rhizopus microsporus ATCC 52813, 3420 nucleotides. RefSeq lists its product as uncharacterized. Gene Ontology annotation, biological process: DNA repair; mitotic sister chromatid cohesion. Gene Ontology annotation, cellular component: nucleus; chromatin. The coding region runs from base 1 to 3420 and encodes 1139 amino acids. The record is from RefSeq and is a predicted model, not a curated record. The transcript is spliced from 17 exons. NCBI's taxonomy places the organism in Eukaryota, Fungi, Mucoromycota, Mucoromycetes, Mucorales, Rhizopodaceae.
AUGUCGAUGGAGUUAGAUUCAGUACAAGAUAGUCAAGACCUUUCAGAGUUACGUAAACUCGAGUUUUCCCAUUCGAUUCUAGGCAAAAGAAGUGCCUUGAAAGAACAGGAAUUAUUACCACAUUUAAAGGAACUUCAUCAAAAACUAAAGGAACUUGAACAAGGAGCAGUUGACCUUGAAUCGCUUUCAACUGUUGCUAAUGAUUUAACCAGCACACAAAUUCUUAAAAAUAGCAGUAAGAUGGUAACUGCAGUAGCCGCUUGUUGUUUAGCCGACAUUCUGCGUUUAUAUGCACCUGAGGCUCCUUACUCCAACCUACAGUUGAAAAAAAUUUUCAAUUUCUUCGUAUCCAACCUGUCACAGUUUGGAAAAGAAGACGAGAGCUUAUUCCAAUACCACUUUUACUUGUUGGAAAGUUUAGCUACAGUGAAGAGUUUUAUUAUUAUAUCUGAUUUAGAUAAUGCAGAUGAAAUCACUCUUCCUGUAUUUGAUGAAUUCUUUAAAGCUGGAUCAAACCCCUCAUUGCCAAAAAACGUACAGGUUUGUAUGACGGAUAUUUUGACACAAAUCAUUGAUGAAGUGGGAACCUCUGCUCAAGAAAUUAUCGAAAUCAUCUUGGAUCAAUUCGUUAAACACGAAAAGACACCAACUGUUCCAUCUUAUUUAAUGGCAGCCGAAGUUUGCUCUAUUUGUGCUCCUAUUCUUCAAAGACGAGUAUGCCAGUACUUUUCUGAUAUUCUUCUUUCUGUCAGUAAUGCAGAAGGAACGGAAGAAUUGGAAGAGUUGCGAAAAGCUCACGAUUUGAUCAUUAAAGUAAAUGCCGUCGUACCUGAUCUAUUGCUGAAUGUUUUACCCUUGGUGCAAGAAGAGAUGAAGCUUGAUCAAGCAAAUGUUCGACAAAUUGCAACUGAAACCAUGGGAAAGCUAUUUAUGCAUCCUGAAUCGAAUAUUUUUGAAAAGUAUCCCACUAUCUGGAAGACCUGGCUUGGUAGGAAAGACGAUAAGCUUGUGCAGUUACGUGUCAAGUGGUUAGAGAUGUGUGUUGAUAUUUAUAAAAAUCAUAUCGAAUCAAUGCCUGAAAUUACUGAAUGUAUCAAACUCAAGCUAUCAGAUCCCGACGAGAAAGUACGAGCCACUGCCUGUAAGAUCAUUGGAGAGAUCAUGGCAGGCUGCGAUUUGAAACAUAUUGACAAAUCAAUGCUUGAAUUAGUCGAUGGACGAACCAAGGAUAAAAAGAAUUCUGUAAGAGUACAAGCUAUGAGAACAAUGGGUUCAAUUUACAACGAGUAUUAUGCCAGCAUUCAAGCAAAUGAAAAAAUGGCAGUUCAGAAGCUGGGUUGGAUUCCAAACAGUUUAUUUAGCCGUGUGUACACAGGUGAUGCUUCCGUACUGAUGACUCUACAGGAUACUUUACUUGCAUACAUAUUUCCAUAUGAUGAAGAUGACCAGCAGAGAACCGAGAGACUGGUGACGGUAGUAGAGUCAUUAGAAGAAAAGCAAAAGCUAGCCUUUACUGCAAUCAUUAGAAAGCAACAGAGAUUUAACGAUGAUUUGCAAAAGUAUGUUAGAAUGUGCGAAGACGAGAUUAACGGUAUGACAGCUGAUCAUGAGGAAACCAGCAAUGAUGAGUUCAUGAAAUACUUAGCAGCUCAUUUUGCUGAUCGACCAAGAACAUUCAACGCUCUUAGGGCAUUCCUUAUUCGUAAGAACAGCAGAGAUAUAAAGCUUUUGAAAAACAGCAUACGUGCAGAUCAUGAUUACAAGCAACUUUACAAAUCCAAAGAUAAAUUGAUAGCGAACCUCAACGAAGAUCAAGCUGGCACUGUAGAGAUAUUCCAAGCCAUCAUCAACAGGGCAUGUCCGCUAAUAGUAAACAAAGCUUGUAUUUCUCAUCUGUUGAAAAUGGCCAAGGAACCAAAGGGAAGAAGGCAAACAGCUCUUACUCAAAAGGCUCUUACCGCUCAAAGCAUAUUAAAGGAAAUCUCUCUCACUUAUCCAGUGAUGUAUGAAGGUUGUUUGGCUGAAAUUACUAAAGGGAUUAUGAAUGAUAAAGAUAAUAUAGCUGCAGAGGAAGAAUUAGAACUUUUAGCCGAACUAAGCAAGUCUAAUCCUGGUCAUAGAAAAUACGAUGGCAACUUAAUUAAACGUCUUCGCUCUUAUGUUAUUGAUGGUAAGGUUGGUCAAGCAAACCUUGCUUCGAUUAUUCUCGGCAAUAUGAAAAAUGCGGAUAGAUCUAUGGCUGAUCUAGUUGAGAGCUUGUCUGAUGAGCUUUCAUUGAAAGCACGAAAUCUCCUUUCAACUUUGACAAGCCUUUCACAGUUUGCAUUAUAUACUCCUCGACUUUUGACAUCUUACAUUGACCUAAUAGUAAAGUUUGUUGAAGAAAAUCUCUUAAAGACGCCAACCAAAUCGUACACUGAAUCUAAUCCUGAAUGGGUUGCGUACGAUAAACUGCCAGAGCUCUCCAAACAGAAAAUUACUGGUGUUCGUCUAUUAGUAAACUACUUAACAGCUUGUAGAAACGAAGUGGAGCCUGAAGAACAUAUUAUUACAAAGAUAUUUUCUAUACUAUGGGAUUUACUUGAAAGAACCUGCGAUGGUGCAUUAACUGACAAUACCAACUCUGCAGAAACAUCUCACCUCAGAUUGGGUGCUUCACAAGCCAUCGUUAAACUAACGCACUAUGACAAGUACUUAAACGAAUUAACCGUUCCUAAAUUUGAAAGAUUAAGUUACACCCUGCAAGAUACAUGUUUCUAUGUUCGCUUAGAGUUUGCAGAGUUCUUGAUGAAAGGACUUCAGACCGAGCAAAUCCAUCCAAGAUACUAUUCUCUUUUGUUCAUUUGCGCUCAUGAACCUGAAGAAUCUUUGUUGAAGCAAAUCCGCAGCUUUAUCCAGAAGCGUCUCUCCUCCUUGGAGAUCAAGCAAGCUGAAUCAACAGUAUUGGAUUCUUCACUUGUUAGACUAGUACAUUUACUGGCACAUCACCCAGAUUUUACUAUUACUACUGAAGACUUGAUGGUAUUUGCACAGUAUAUUCGAUUUUUCUUGAGCUGUGUUGCAACUGCUGAGAAUGUAUCAUUCUUAUACCAUAUUGCUCAAAAGAUCAAGUUAUCCAAGGACAUGGUUUCAGCUGAAUUAAGUGAUAAUUCAUAUGUGCUCAGUGAUAUGACCAGUCUGCUAAUAAAGUACAAGUGCAAAGAGUCUUCCUGGCCACUUAAUGCAUAUGCCGGCCGUGUAACUCUACAAUCUAAACUUUACAAGAGUUUACCUCCAGGAGCAGUACAAAAUGAGACCAUGGAGAAGAGUUAUUUACCCCAGGCAUUUAUCGAGAAAUUAGAAGAAGAGGAGAGAAGGAAGCUUGGUGACAAGCGAGCAAGAACAUCUGUAGUUGGUGCAAAUAAGAGAACAAAGGUUUAA